UCAGAGCGCUCCGCGUUGCCUCAUAAAUCCAGCCGGGAACGGCGGAAUUAAUGCGCCUGGAAAUGGCGGGACGGAGCGUAAACCUCCUGGAGCUGAGCCGAAAUCCCUUGGGACUGAGCCUAAGCCCCCUGGGAUGGAGCCUAAAUCCCCGGGGAUGGAGCCAAAGCGCCCAAAUCCUGGAUUUUCCCAAGGACUGGGGUGGUCCUGGCGCGGGGGGCCGGCGGUGACGUCACCUCGCCCCGCCCUUUCCGGCGUUGUCCUGAGGCGGCGCCGCCAUUACCGCGCUCGCCGCUCACGGGGCCGGUGCUGGGCCGGGUCCAGCGCUGGUCCCGGGGCUCCUUCGCCACCGGAGCGUCCCCGCCGGGUCCCCAGUGAGCAUGGAGCCCCAAGAGGUGCCCCCUCGCCAGCUGCUGGAGCGGCAGGUCGCUGUGGUGGCCACCUUGGGCGAGGUGGUGGCCGCCGUGACCGGGCGGCACAGGGACGCGCGGCAGCGAGUGUCCCCGGUGUUCCUGCGCGCGGCCCUGGGCAGCUUCACCCGGAACCUCUGCGAGAUCCUGGACCACGGCGAUGUCACCUCCCUGCGCUACUUUGGUGUCCCCUCCCUGGGCCGGGCCCUGGCUGCCUUCGAAGCCACCCCAGAGGCAUGUGACAAUGCCAUCGCGGCGGUCGUGGCCUGGCGGAAGAUGGUGGACGCGCUUCAGGGAAGAUGGGGGCAGCUGGCGUGCGAGGCCGCUGAGCUCUGUGCUGCCACCACCCAGGCCAGGGACCCGCAGGACAAGGCCGCCCGCCGGGGGACAGAUCGGGACAAGCUGGUGGCCGCAGGCCGGUGGCCGACGGUGGACUGGGACUGGGAGGAGGAGGAGGAGGUGGCCUCGGUGGGGGGCACACGCGAUGCCUGGGAGGCAGCGGCCGCCAGUGAGGAGGAGGUGGCCAUCAACGAGGAGGAGGUGGCCAUGAGUGAGGAGGAGCUGGCUGCCAACGAGGAGGAGGCGGCCAUCAACAAGGAGGAGGUGGCCAUCAAGGAGGAGGAGUUGGCCACCAACGAGGAGGAGCUGGCUACCAACAAGGAGGAGGUGGCCACCAGCCAGGCCACGGGAGAGGCCGUGGUGGCCGCCAGCCGGGCGAGGGCGGCCGCCAGGAGGGGACAUUGGGCAGAGGCGGCCCUGGAGCCGCUGCAGCGCUUGGUGGCCGCGUGUGACAGUGCCAUUGCCUUCACCAGGAACAUGCAGUUCUACCUCUGGGAGAUCAACGUCAUCCUCAAGUUUGGGGACCAAGCGUCCCGCGAUGUCCUCGAGGCCUUGGAGGCCAAAGUGGCCGAGUUUCAGCAGCUGUGGGACGCCAGCGCCCGCCUGUGCAGGGAGUACCUGCUGGGGACACUUGAGCUCAUUGACAAGCUGCUCUUGAGUCCCUAUGGUGGCCCUGGUGGCCCCAGUGGCCCCGGCAGCCGCGUGGUGACCGAGCGGUGCCGAGAAGCCAUCGAGAACAUCCCGAGGCUGCUGUGGGGACAGUGAUGUCACCGCUGUGACAUCAUUGGGGCAGUGAUGCCACUGGAGAGACUUGUGGACACUUGUGGGCCACCAGCUCCUCAAGUGCCACCAGCUCCACAAGUGCCACCAGCUCCCCGUGUCACCAAGAUUCCCUCAGGUGCCACCAGCCCCUCAGGUGCCACCAGGUCCUCGUGUCACCAAGGUCCCCUCAGGUGCCACCAGCUCCUGGUGUCACCAAGAGCCCCUCAAGUGCCACCAGCUCCUGGUGUCACCAGCUCCCCGUGUCACCGGGUCCUCGUGUCUCCAAGGUCCCCUCAAGUGCCACCAGCCCCUGGUGUCACCAAGAUCCCCUCAAGUGCCACCAGCUCCUGGUGUCACCAGCUCCCUGUGUCACCAAGGUCCCCUCAGGUGCCACCUGCUCCCCGUGUCACCCGGUCCUCGUGCAGGAGAACCCGGGGGGUCCCGUGGGGCUCGGUCUGUCCCCUCCCCCGUUAUCAGCUGGGACCCCCUGUGAGAAACCAGGGUCAGAAUUGAAAUUUUUAUAAACGUUUGUUAAGGGAUAAAAUCCUGGCGCUAAUUGCCAAUAGCUGCCUGUUAAUUAAACCACGUUCUUUAUAUUCCGUUACAUCACAGAGGUUCAUGCAUGUUCAUGAGGGUUGAUGCAUAUUCAGUAUUGAUCUAAAAAGAAAAACAUGUAUGAAUAAUGAAAUAGAAAUGUAUAUUUUUAAAAAUGCUUUACAUUAAUGUAUUUUAUACCAACAGAAUUUAUAUUAU
Pyrgilauda ruficollis (rufous-necked snowfinch) is the source of this 2261-nucleotide messenger RNA. RefSeq lists its product as uncharacterized. The coding region runs from base 378 to 1511 and encodes 377 amino acids. Lineage: Eukaryota; Metazoa; Chordata; Aves; Passeriformes; Passeridae. The transcript is spliced from 2 exons. The record is from RefSeq and is a predicted model, not a curated record.